AUGGCAAAUGGCCGUUCCAAAGAUUCCUUGGAGGGCAUAUCCAAGGUCAAAACCAGAAUACCGGCCAACUAUCCAUUACGAGAAUACUAUCUGUGGUUUGGCUAUGUAGGCUUGGCUAGCUGGAUGGACUACUACGCUGCAGGGGCUAGUGUAUUCUACGGUCUCUACUAUACGCCAAUAAGAGUCUUCAGGCUGGAGCAAGAACAGCCCGCGGCAAAAGCCACGAUCCUGCGUUUGUGGACCUUCACUUGUAUCAUGCUUUAUACAGCGCAUAUUUUCUACCUCACGUUCAUCCACUGGAACUAUACGUACAACAUGGCUGCCAACGUGGCAGCCGGCAUCGUUCAGAACCUUCUCUGGAGCAGUUUCAGUUACACGACGUACCAAAAACUCAGGAAACCCUGGGCCGCCUGGCCAGGCAUGAUCGUGGCGUGGAUCAUCCUCGCGAUGAGCUUGGAGUUAUUGGAUUUCCCUCCCAUUGCGGGCGUGAUCGACGCGCACAGCCUAUGGCACUUGGGCACCGUCGUGCCAACGAUUUGGUGGUAUAACUUUUUAGUCAAGGACGCCCAGCAAGACAUCACAGGAGAGCGACUCAAAGCGUAG
This is a messenger RNA of Bacidia gigantensis, 603 nucleotides long. RefSeq lists its product as uncharacterized. The transcript is spliced from 4 exons. Gene Ontology annotation, cellular component: endoplasmic reticulum membrane. Gene Ontology annotation, biological process: GPI anchor biosynthetic process. Gene Ontology annotation, molecular function: hydrolase activity, acting on ester bonds. Bases 1 to 603 code for a protein of 200 amino acids. NCBI's taxonomy places the organism in Eukaryota, Fungi, Ascomycota, Lecanoromycetes, Lecanorales, Ramalinaceae. The record is from RefSeq and is a predicted model, not a curated record.